Macrosiphum euphorbiae (potato aphid) is the source of this 603-nucleotide messenger RNA. NCBI's taxonomy places the organism in Eukaryota, Metazoa, Arthropoda, Insecta, Hemiptera, Aphididae. The record is from the annotation of a GenBank genome assembly.
AUGGCAUUACCACUUUUGCCUGUGGAUAAGAAAAUGUUGAAAAUAGUUUGCCAGUGGAAAGCUGAAGAAUAUUCCAAAGAUAUUUCCAGUACUCCAAGGACCAAAUGCAGACAUCUUGUCCGUAAACAAUGUUAUUUGGUGGACUCGUGGACAAACAACGUAUUGGAAGUUAGCCAUCAACACCUCCGCAUGCACAUGGGUAAUAUACAUCAACCAGAACCAUGGGUGUUUUUAAAAGGGUUAAUUACAUACUCAAGUGGUGUAUUGGCCGAUUACAAUUUGGCAAUUGAUGGUAUCCAGGUCAGGGAACCACAACGGCAAAUCUGGAUAGACCACCAGCGAAACCUCGAUUUGGCUUCUAGGCUGUUAGCUGAAGGGCGUUACACAGUAUCUGAAUUUUUGGCAUUUGAACCAAUCAUAUCUGAAAGCUGUUAUAUAUGCCAUUACUCAAUGCCCACUGUCAUAGCAAUACCAUGUAGACAUCAAGGAUUGUGUGCUCCUUGCCAUCAAACAUACAUAAGGAUGCCACCAUACAGAACAAUACCAUACUACAGAUGCCCUUUAUGUAGAGGAGAAAUUACAACAUAUUUCAUAAUUGUUUGA